UAUCAUGCGCUUAUAGCAGGUACCUAUAGCGUAUUUACCUAUUUACCGACCGAAUCAUUUGCAUUUGCCAUGCUCUUCAGACAGCAGUUGAUAAAAUUAUGAUGAUUUGAAACGGCGAGAAGAUGUUUCCAUUGUAUGUGACUGGUUUACCGGGUGAAAUUACACUUGACGACUUGAUUAUAUAUUUUCAAUCGGGAAAAUCAGGCGGCGGUGAUGUUGAUUAUGAAGCUUGCAAAUUGGAUGGCGACAAAGCAGUCAUAGUGUUUGAGAAGAAGGAAUAUUUGGAAAAUGUUUUACAAAGAAAUCACGAACUUGAUGGCCAUAAGUUACGAAUAUCUGCCGAAGAUGAUAAACGUAAGAAACCAGUUCCGAAGAGACGAACAAGAAAGAAGCCAGAAGGAAAGCCGGAAGAAAAGCCCAAUGACAAUCAGAAUCAACCAGACGCUGAAAAAGCUCAUCUUGGUGAAGUUCGAACUGUUAUCGUAAGUGGCCUUUGCCCAGAUUCAACAAACGAAACUGUGGAAAUGUUUUUUGAAAGUAGUAGAAGGUCUUGUGGAGGGAAAAUAGAGAAACUGGAAAGAUUGGAACCAGGCGUUACUCAUAUUACUUUUACCAGUGCUGAAGUUGCAGCACAAGUAUUAAAGCAGGAUAAACUGGAACUGGAUGGGUAUCUUUUACAACUAAAAGAAAAACAACCUGAGUUGGUUCUUCCUGUGGACAGGAAAAAGUUGUAUGUUGAAAACAUAAACCCGAAUACGAGCGAAGACAGCUUGUGGAAUUACAUGGAAAUAAGAGCAAAAGAGGAUGUGUCUGAUAUACAGUUUGGUGAUAAUGGAAAUGCUUUUGUAACAUUCAAACGAGAACCAGAUAUGAAGAAAGUGUAUGACUACAAGAAGAAAUUGGAAGGAGCUGUAUUAAAGAUUUCCAAUCCUCCAGUAUGUAACAGCGUUUUAGUAACAGGACUCUCUAAGAAGACAACAAAACAAGGAAUUGAGAUGUACUUUGAGAAUGAACGAAAUGGUGGAGGCAAAAUAUAUGGGGAUAUUAUAUAUCAAAAAGAUAAAGGAAUAGCAGUCGUCUCAUUCUGUGACCCAAAUGUCGUCAGGAGUUUAAUCGACAAAAGGCACAAACUAGAUCAAUCUCUCCUGACAUUACGUCAACACCAUCAAUUCAUGGAAACAAUAACAGAAAUAACCACUAGGGUGGUAAAGUUAGAUGCACGUGUAUUGGAUCAUGCUGUCAGGAAUUUUGAGAAGGAACUUCUUGAUCUGUUUGGGGCUAAAAUACUCGAAAGUUUGAAAGAAAAUAACGAAGAGAUGACCUUGCCAAGCGAAGCAGCAAAUGAAAUGGAAAAAUACAUGGCCGAAUUUUCAGUCGAAAAAGUAAAAAUAAGUAAAAAGUUGUUAGAUGAUUCCAGGAAUGAGCUGGAAGAUAUGAUAACAAAGACGAAACAAGCCAACAUUAGUGUCGUAACAAAUGAAGAACAACUACGAAUAGAGCUUGUUGGAAAGAAAGCUGACGUAAAGAACACUCGUGGUGAAUUUCGGGGUGCAAUUGCCAAAAUGGAGAAGGGGUUAAAUAUUGUUACCGAGGAGAUUCCUAAUGUACCCAAGACAAAGUUUGCUUUACUCUCCCUUCACGGUGCCAUCGAAAUGUUGGAAAAAGAUUUUCAUGUGCAAGUAGUGAUUGAGCAACGAAAGAAUGCAAUUUUAUUGAAAGGAACUGGAAAACAUGUUUCCCAUGCUAAAAUGGAAGUGUUACAGAAAUGUUCUCAGAUAAUAGAAGAAACUGUUGAUCUCAACAAAAAUGAAAAACGUUUUCUUGAACAAGGGGGACUCGAUUUAAUAAAUGACUGUAUGAAACAAAUGAGAUUGAAAGGAAUGAUUUCUCUCAGCCAGGUAAAGGGUAACAAAGCUAAGAUUCUCGUUUUCGAUGGCGCUAAAGUUGCAGAUGUUGAAUCGCACUUGAAAAUCAAUAUGUAUCAAAAACAGUAUACGCUUGAUGAAGACAGUCGCACUCUACUCAACAGUAACAAAUGGGAAGAAUUUUGUAGAAACGUUAUGACUGGUACCUCAGUUAUGAUAUUCACAAAUCAAAAGUCAGCUGAAAUUUCAUUAAUUGGAAAGAAACCCGAGGUGGAGCAAUCUUAUAAUAGUUUGGAAGAAUUCAUGAAGCGCAAUACCAUCGUGAAAGAAAGUGUUGAUUUAGAAGAGGGAUAUUUGGGAUACUUAACGGAGUACUGUGAAGAACAUAUUCGGGCGAUCGAAAAAGAGUUGGAAGAGCAUUCUGUAAGGGUAAAUUUUGUAGAAGAUGCUGAAACGGUAAUAAUAAAUGGUACCAAGGAGGGCGUUAAAAAAGCUAGGAAGCAGUUGCAUGAUAUUGUGUCGACUAUAGCCAAAGAUACAAUCUUUUUUGACAAACUGAGAAGCCAAAAAUACCUGAAAUCCGAGGAAGGGAAAAUUUUAAUCGAGGGAGUGGAAGCGAAGAAUAAAUGCUUGAUCCGACUGACAGAAGAUAAUGGAAGAAUAUCUACGACAAUUUCCUCGACUAGAUCGAAGCCACAACCAGGCAAACGAACUUCGAAAUUGCUGUGCAGCUAUGAAACUCAAGAAAAAAUCUCACUAAAAGUUUACAAAGACGAUAUUACGGCCCAUCGCUGUGACGUCAUCGUCAAUGCAGCUAAUGGCGACCUCAAACAUAUUGGUGGAGUGGCAAAGAGUAUUUUAGAUGCCGGAGGAAGAGAGAUACAAGACGAAUGCGACGAAAACGUCAAAGAAAAUGGAAAGCUUUUUGACGGAGAAUGUUUCAGUGGAAGUCCAGGAAAAUUGCCUUGUAAAGUUCUGGUCCAUGCUGUCGGCCCUCGUUGGGAUUCAAACAAUCGGAAGAAGACACGCAAAUUGUUGAGUGUUACCUGCACGAAAGCCCUCGAAGAAGCGAUGCAAUACCAAUCAAUUGCAAUUCCUGCAAUCGGAAGUGGUAUUUUUGGUGUACCGAAAGAUGUUUGCGCCGAAGUCAUGAUCGAAGCCGCCGAGGAAUUUGGUAGGAAAUACGACAAUUCUAGUUUGAGAGAGAUUCACUUUGUCAACAAUGAUGAUGAGAGUGGGCACGUUUUUGUCAAGAAAUUUCGCGAGAAAUUUCGUGGACGACCAUCGUUCAUGGAUAAUGAGGGGAAUGGUAACAGAAGAAGAGCUCGCCCUUCGGUGCAACCGCGUUUCCGAGGAACCCAGCCCCCAAAAAGAACACAGGAAGCAUAUCCUACAGAAGAUGUUUCACGAAGACGAAAGCCAGAUGAUUUGAUUAUUACGAAGCAGAACAUGAAAAUUUCAGUAGUUGUUGGUGACUUGUCAACAUACAAGGCCGACGUGCUUGUCAACACAACGGGAGAGAAUCUUAAGCUUGAUUCUAAUCCUUGUGGUAAAGCUCUGAGCAACGAGGCGGGUCCAACACUGCAAGCCGAAUGUAGCAGGAUUGGAAGUUUAAAGGUCGGUCAGGUGGCUGUCACAACAGGAGGGAAUUUGCUUUGUGAUGAGGUGUAUCAUGUUGUGUGUGUCCAGUGGAGCGGAGGACAAGGAGAACAGGUGUUGAGGGCGAUUAUAAAAGACUGUUUGAAAAAAUGUAACUCAAAUGGAAAGACGUCCAUUGCUUUUCCGCCAUUGGAACAGGUAUUAGGUUUCCCACAUGAUGUUGCGGCAAAGAUAUUUUUCGAAGAAGCGAAAGGGUUUGGGACCAAGUUUCCGAACAGCAGCGUAAAGGAAGUCAGCUUUGUCGUUUACAGUCAAGAUGCCAAGUCGAUUCAAGCGUUUAAGAAUCAAUUGCAGCAGCAACCAGAAUCGAGCACAAACGAAGGUGUCAAAAGUGAGCCAGCUGUUAAGUCGCAAGAUAGAUGGAGGAAAAAACCAAGCACUCCACACGAAACAAAAGAUAGUGUUUUGUGCGUUGAGGUUGGUAAUGGUAAAAAAGUAGACAUCGUGAGAGGGGACAUAACGAAGGAAACAACUGAUGUCAUUGCCCACUUAACUAACCCCGGGCUGGUUUUCCAUAGUGGAGUGGCAAACGCUCUAUCCAGGGCAGGAGGAGGGGACAUAGAGGGAGAAUGCGAAGAAAAGGCCAGAUCAGCAAAACCUUCCAUAACAACUACCGUUCUAACAACUGCAGGACGAUUGAAUGCAAAAUAUAUUGCUCACAUGGUUGCUUCUAGUGACCCCAGUUCAAACGAAAUUGAAAAGUGCAUAACAAAUUGUCUGAAAGAAGUUACAGAUAAAGAGUGCGAAAGUAUUUCAUUUCCUGCGGUUGGAACGGGCUCCCUGAAGCGAAAUCCUGAGAAAGCCGCGACAACAAUUUUUUCAUCCAUCGUACGCUUUCUGCAGUCAAGUUCUGGAUCAGUCAAAAAUGUCCGCAUUGUUGUGAAGGAUGACGAACUGGUCACGGCUUUUCAAGCGUCAAUAAAGGCUUUCAGUGAAGGUGAAGAACCUGGAAUGUUUAGAAAGUUCGCAAACCUUUUCUGGAAAACCGAAGCACCAACUUUAAACGUAAAAGAGAAUUAUAUCCCUGAAGCUACGACAAAACUCUUUUUAGUUAUCUACGCGAAGAAUGAAGCCACUGUCAAGAAAGUAAAAGAAAAAAUCCUGAAUGUUCUCGAAUCUCACAAGAAGAAGGAUAAAUUAGAGAACCCCAACAUUGAAAAUUUGUCCAGUCAGCAAAUGAGAGCAAUUGAACAUUUGUGUAGAAUGAACGAUCUUGAAGUUGAUAUUCAAAAAGAACUGGGUCGCAUUGUCGUUGUUGGUCACAGUGAGGAUGUUACCAAAACGUUUAGCGAAAUUUCUAAUAUGUUUAAAGAAAUUGAAGAAGCUGAAAGAGAAAAGGAGAAGGCUGCCUUGCAUGCUGACUUUGCUGAGAUAGUUUCCCAAGGCGUGCAGUGGUUUUACGAAAAUCCAACAGAUGGCAGCCACGAAGAUUACGAUAAGCUUACAAACGCUUCCAUCGAGAAAGCCUACAUCAGAAAAGAAAAAUCAGUUAUCUUCAGUUUGUUGAAUGAAAGAUGUGAAAUUGUAUUUGAUAAGAUGGAGGAGACCAAUUUAGACACAAACCAGAAGAUAAAGGUGAUCAGAAAAGAUCUUAAAGCUGAAUCUGUGUCUAUUCCUGACUAUUGGGAUCCUCAGCCACGGGAUGCGAAUGGUAAAGAAUUGGCCGUACAUCUUGUUACCCUGAACCCUAACGAUCCAAAACAGAAAGACGAGCACAAGAAGAUCUCUGAUCAUUUUAAUCAAACAGCAGGAAAUCAACGAAUUCAACAGAUCCAGCGAAUCCAAAAUCCAUCGUUGUUUAAGCUGUAUCUUAUAAUGAAAGAAAGUUUAGACCAAAAAGGCGGAAGUAAUGAGAAGUUCUUGUUCCAUGGUACGGCUGGCGACAAGUUAAGCGAAAUUAACGCGAAAGGUCUGAAUAGGAGCUUCGCUGGAAAUAUCAAUGGAGUCGCUUUUGGUAGAGGUGUUUACUUUGCAAGAGACGCUCAAAUGUCCGCCGGAUAUGCUCCGCAACAUGCGUCGACUGGUCAAAGAUAUAUGUAUUACACACGAGCUGCAGUCGGGCAAUACGCCGUGGGUAACUCAAGCAUGGUGGUACCACCAAAGAAAUCAGGCAAUGAUUCCUACGAUUCUGUUGUCAACAACGUAACAACUCCAACAAUCUUUGUCUUGUUUUAUGAUAAUCAGUAUUACCCAGAAUAUUUGAUCACCUUUGUUUAAAGUGCAUGAUGUUUAAUUUGUAUUAUUCAUGCGGUAUUGUCCAAAAUAUUUUUAAAUCAAUUUUUUAUAAUAAAUAAGAAAGAGUUCGAGAUUGACGUGUGUCAUUUGUGACGAAAAGUAUAGCCUACUAACACCGGCACUCUUCAACCCCUGUAUCUUGAGUCACGCGGUAUUGCCUAUUGCAAUUGGUAUAGGCACGACGUGCCAAGGGUCCUAAAGGCAGAUUUCCACGAGUUGCAUGCUUAAAAGCCUAGAUCUAGUCGGUCGUUCAACAGCUAAUACAAUUACAAUGCUAAUACAAUCUCCAAUGACGUCGACCAAUUUUUAUGAGUUUAAAUAUUACCCUAAAUGGGGUGUAUACGAUUUAAUAAGUAUGCACAUGUUAUAGAGCAAUAAAGAAAAUCGUAAACGUCAUAAGUUAAUCAAACAUCAUUUAUCUCGAACUUUUUCUUAUCGUGAUUAUUGAUUUUGUAAUUAUGGUUUUUCGUUAUCUUAUAUAUCACAUAAUUAUUAGCAUUUAUGGAUUUUAGAAUAGGGGGCCAUGCACCGUAUAGCUGGCAAGUAAUUUUCAAAGGACUGUUUCAGCUGGCCAGACUAUUGGCAGUUUUAUUCUUCUCUGGAAAUACCAUUCUGCCGUUUAUGCCGGUCAAACACAAAACUUAGGGAGUCGUUUGAUAGUCCUCUCGAAAUUACUGUUGUUUGUUGCAAACCUAUCACUUAAACGCACUUGAUUUUUAUCGGUUGAUUUAGUAUUAUUAGUGUAAUCAUAUAGUAUAAUAAUUUGAUAUAUUGGGUAUAUGGACGUAGCUAAAUGUCACAGGCUGCAGGAAGGGGUCGUUUUGCUGUUCUAAGUUUAAUUUACUAUGGCAGAGUUUUCAGCAAAAAUGCAUAGAAUUGCAAUAUUUUACUUAUGUUAAAAUGAAUGUACCGAACAGCAGCUAUCCUUGAGAGAAACGACGGUGCAAACACGAGUUUGGCAUUUGCUUUCUUUAUAUUUAUAAUUCUAUUCACAAUACAGCUUGCAUGAGGAAAAGUUGACUCACUGCAUGGCGCAUGCUAAGUUUUAGUUCACAUCAUUUCCGGGCAUCACAUCAUCGGGCAAAAGUAUAGGUUUAUCUGGGAACAGACAGUUGCAUAUUCAGGUGCGAAAUUAUAUCGUGCUGGUGAAAUUAAUUUGCGAAAGGUCGGAGUUAAAAUCGUGCUAGAAACAAUCUUCUGUUUCGACAGCAUGCACAAUAUUCUGGACGUACGCAGACUCGUUCCCAGUCGCCCUUGUCUUUGAUCGAUUGUGUUGAAAAAUGGUUUAAAUUUGACGCAAUGACCGCUAUUUUCCUGAGUCUGUGACUUGUUUUACAUAUAUUGUGUCGUCAUUAAUAAAUUGUUUCAUAACGUAUCAUAUUGUAUUUAUUUUACUUAUUUCUAUACUCUAGAAGCCCUACACGCCUGUAUUGAAAAAGCUCACUAACAGA
Messenger RNA from Dendronephthya gigantea, 7210 nucleotides. Its product is annotated as protein mono-ADP-ribosyltransferase PARP14-like. Gene Ontology annotation, biological process: negative regulation of gene expression. The record is from RefSeq and is a predicted model, not a curated record. Gene Ontology annotation, molecular function: transcription corepressor activity; RNA binding; NAD+ poly-ADP-ribosyltransferase activity. Lineage: Eukaryota; Metazoa; Cnidaria; Anthozoa; Malacalcyonacea; Nephtheidae. Gene Ontology annotation, cellular component: cytoplasm; nucleus.